AUGUGGUAUCACCGGGACCUGAGUCGAGCGGCGGCCGAGGAGCUGCUGGCCCGGGCCGGGAGAGACGGCAGCUUCCUGGUGCGGGACAGUGAGAGUGUCAACGGGGCUUAUGCUUUGUGUGUACUGUUUCAGAAGCAUGUCCACACGUACAGAAUCCUCCCAGAUGAUGAAGGAUUUCUGGCUGUACAGACAUCUCAGGGCGUACAGCCUAAGCGGUUUAAGACAUUACCAGAGCUGGUGUCAUUGUACCUGCAGCCCAGCCAGGGUCUGGUCACCACCUUGCUUUACCCUGUGGACAGAGAGGAAACAGCUGUCAGCGAUGACAGGGACUAUUCAGAUGGGGAGGAUGAGAAGCCACCCCUCCCCCCUCGUUCUGCCUCCACCUCCACUCCCCCUGGUCCAGACACACCCACAGAGAGUGCUCCAGCAGCAAAUGGCCUGAGCACCAUCUCCCAUGAGUACCUGAAGGGCAGCUAUGCUCUGGACCUUGAAGCAGUCAAGCAGGGAGCCUGCUCUCUGCCUCAUCUCAACAAAACACUAGUGGCCUCCUGCAAACGCCUCAAUGGGGAGGUGGACAAGGUUCUGUCUGGUCUGGAGAUUUUGUCAAAAGUCUUUGAUCAGCAGAGUGCGUUCAUGGUCUCCAAGAUGAUCCAACAGUCAGUGAAUCAAGGUGGAGACCAGGAGUUGGAGAACCUUGUGACCAAGCUGGCAAUUCUCAAAGACCUGCUGUCCUCCAUAGAGAAGAAGGCUCUGAAAGCUCUCCAGGACAUGAGUUUGUCCUCGCCGUGCCCCCUCCCUCCUCUCUCCAUGCGUCAUAGCAAAGCCAUCCCUGUGCAGGCUUUCGAGGUUAAGCUGGAUGUUUACCUGGCAGAGCUGACAAAGAUAGGAAAGAGUCAGAAAUACACUCUGUCAGUGGACGUGGAGGGAGGACGACUGGUAGUGAUGAAGAAAGUGAAGGACAGCCAGGAGGACUGGACCACCUUCACACACGACAAGAUCCGUCAGCUGAUCAAGUCUCAGCGGGUGCAGAAUAAACUGGGCAUUGUUUUUGAGAAGGAGAAGGACAAGAGCCAGAGGAAAGACUUCAUCUUCGCUAGUGCCAAGAAGCGGGAGGCGUUUUGCCAGCUGCUGCAGCUGAUGAAGAACAAACAUUCCAACCAAGACGAGCCGGACAUGAUUUCCAUCUUCAUAGGCACCUGGAAUAUGGGCUCUGUGCCUGCACCUAAAAACCAGGCCUCAUGGGUGUUGUGUCGUGGCCUUGGGAAGACUCUAGACGAGAUGACGGUCACCAUCCCUCAUGACCUGUACGUGUUUGGAAGUCAAGAAAACUCUGUGUGUGAGCGGGAGUGGGUGGAGUCACUGCGUGUCAUGUUGAAAGAACAGACAGAACUGGAUUAUAAACCGAUUGCAGUUCAAACCUUGUGGAACAUUAAAAUUGCUGUGUUGGUGAAAGCCGAACACGAGAAUCGGAUAAGCCACGUGGGAAUGUCCAGUGUCAAGACGGGCAUCGCCAACACGCUGGGUAACAAAGGAGCUGUGGGUGUGUCUUUUAUGUUUAACGGCACAUCUUUUGGCUUUGUGAACUGUCACUUGACAUCAGGGAAUGAGAAGAUUGCCAGGAGGAACCAGAACUACUUAGAUAUCCUACGCCUACUGUCACUAGGAGACAAACAGCUGAGCUCCUUUGACAUCUCGCUGCGAUUCACACACCUCUUCUGGCUGGGUGACCUCAACUAUAGGCUGGAUAUGGACAUACAGGAGAUUUUAAACUACAUUAACAGGAAGGAGUUUGAUCCCCUGCUGAAGGUGGACCAGCUCAACCUGGAGAGGGAGAAGAACAAAGUCUUUCUACGCUUUGCGGAGGAAGAGAUCUCAUUUCCACCCACCUACCGUUAUGAACGUGGCUCAAGGGACACAUAUGUCUGGCAGAAACAGAAAGCCACGGGGAUGAGGACGAAUGUUCCAUCGUGGUGUGACAGGAUCCUGUGGAAGUCAUAUCCAGAAACACACAUUGUUUGCAACUCCUAUGGCUGUACAGAUGAUAUUGUGACCAGUGAUCAUUCCCCAGUGUUUGGUACCUUUGAGGUUGGGGUGACUUCCCAGUUUGUCUCCAAGAAAGGUCUGCCGAAAUCUUCAGAGCAGGCCUACAUUGAGUUCGAGAGCAUUGAGGCCAUAGUGAAGACGGCGAGCAGAACCAAGUUCUUCAUCGAAUUCUACUCCACUUGUCUGGAAGAGUUUAAGAAGAGUUACGAGAACGACAGUCAGAGCAGCGACAACGUCAACUUCCUGCGUGUGGGCUGGUCCAACAAGCAGCUAACAACGCUCAAACCUCUUCUCUCUGAGAUCGAGUACCUGCAGGACCAACAUCUGCUGCUGACAGUGAAGUCACUGGAUGGAUACGAGUCCUACGGAGAGUGUGUGUUAGCGCUGAAGUCAAUGAUUGGCAGCACAGCACAGCAGUUCCACACCUACCUGUCCCACCGUGGCGAGGAAACAGGAAAUAUCAGGGGGUCCAUGAGGGUCAGAGUCCCCUCCGAAAGGAUGGGAACCAGGGAGAGACUCUAUGAGUGGAUCAGUGUGGACAAGGAUGAAACAGGCGGACCUAAAGGGAAAUCCACUUUGGUAUCCAGAGUGGGACAUGAAUACGUCAAGCCAUCUGUGGUUCGUAAACAGCUGGGAGAGCUGGGAAAGGUCAGUGAGGAGGGAGAAAGAAGCAGCAAGGAGGAAACUGCUGUGAGGCCUAAACAGGAAGCACCAGACGGUGAUCCAUCCAUCUGCAAGAACAGCUACAAUAAUCCCGCCUACUACAUCCUGGAGGGCGUUCCCAACCAGUCGGCAGCUGCUCUCUCGCCUGAGCUUCUCCCAUCUCCUACCUCUGCAAACCCCCAGGCAGCUAAAGCUCCUCUUCCCUCAGCUGGAGCUCGAACCAAACCCCCCUAUGGGGCCUCAGGGCCUGCUCACCCACGUAGACCCAUCACAGGGAACCCAGUCCGCGCUAUUAGUGAAGAGGGCUCUUCAGAGGAUGAUGGAGGCGCCUGUGUAGCAGGAGCACAGGGAGGUGUUGUUGGAAGCACACUGAAUCGACCCCCUCCUGACUUCCCCCCUCCUCCUCUUCCUAAGGGAGCCCUGGAGGUGGUUACUGAGGCCCCCUUCCCCAAACCUCGCCCCCUGUACCCAGACCUGGCCGAAGUCAGGAUCCCAGCAGCUAGUCCUGCUGCCCCACUGGCCCUUGGAGACGGCUUUAGACGAGCGGGAGGUGGAGGAGGACCGGGGGCAUUGGACGAUCAGUCGUGUUCUGUUCUCCAGAUGGCAAAGACACUGAGUGAGAGCGAGUUUCCCGGACAGCCUCCACGCGCUCCGUCUGCACCGCCACCUCUUAGAGGGCAGCCGAUGGGUUUGGGUCUGGACGCCUGCCGUACCUUCCCCCCCAGAAAUGCCAUCACAGAGAGUAUCGCAGAGGACAUGCCAGAGGAGGCACUUUGGGGCAGCAGUUAGCUCGUCCUUUGUCCGUUGGG
This is a messenger RNA of Plectropomus leopardus (leopard coralgrouper), 3515 nucleotides long. It is a transcript of the gene inppl1a, whose product is annotated as inositol polyphosphate phosphatase-like 1a. Gene Ontology annotation, molecular function: protein binding; inositol-polyphosphate 5-phosphatase activity. Gene Ontology annotation, cellular component: cytosol. Gene Ontology annotation, biological process: negative regulation of insulin-like growth factor receptor signaling pathway; phosphatidylinositol dephosphorylation; regulation of immune response. NCBI's taxonomy places the organism in Eukaryota, Metazoa, Chordata, Actinopteri, Perciformes, Serranidae. The record is from RefSeq and is a predicted model, not a curated record.